This is a messenger RNA of Elephantulus edwardii (Cape elephant shrew), 2583 nucleotides long. RefSeq names its product ectonucleotide pyrophosphatase/phosphodiesterase 3 (gene ENPP3). The coding region runs from base 1 to 2583 and encodes 860 amino acids. The transcript has 25 exons. Gene Ontology annotation, molecular function: nucleoside triphosphate diphosphatase activity; metal ion binding; nucleic acid binding. Gene Ontology annotation, biological process: nucleoside triphosphate catabolic process. NCBI's taxonomy places the organism in Eukaryota, Metazoa, Chordata, Mammalia, Macroscelidea, Macroscelididae. The record is from RefSeq and is a predicted model, not a curated record.
AUGUACGUGAUCCAGGACAUGGUCUUCUCAACUGUUCUUCUUGCUUUGUUGGUGAUCGUAUCACUUGGAUUGGGCCUAGGUCUCGGUCUCAGGAAACCAGAGACAUUAGGCAGCUGCAGGAAGAAAUGCUUUGAUUCAUCAUUUAGAGGACUGGAGGGCUGCCGAUGUGACGUGGCCUGCAAAGAGCGACGUGACUGCUGCUGGGAUUUUGAAGACACCUGUGUGAAAUCAACUCAAAUAUGGACCUGCAAUAAAUUUCGCUGUGGGGAGACCAGGCUAGAAUCUAGCCUUUGUUCUUGCUCAGAUGACUGUUUGCAGAGGAAAGACUGCUGUGUGGAUUAUAAGAGUGUUUGUCAAGGAGAAACUCCUUGGGUGACAGAAGAAUGCAGCACAGCUGAGCAGUCUCAGUGUCCAGAAGGGUUUGACUUGCCACCAGUCAUCUUGUUUUCAAUGGAUGGAUUUAGAGCUGAGUAUUUGCAAACAUGGCAUACGUUAAUGCCUAACAUUAAUAAACUAAAAACAUGUGGAAUUCAUUCCAAAUACAUGAGAGCUGUCUACCCAACCAAAACCUUCCCGAACCAUUAUACUAUUGUCACGGGCUUGUAUCCAGAAUCUCAUGGUAUCAUCGACAAUAAUAUGUAUGAUGUAAACCUCAACAAGAAUUUUUCACUUUCAUCAAGUGAACAAAAGAACUCCGCUUGGUGGGGUGGACAGCCAAUCUGGCUGACAGCAGAGUAUCAAGGUUUAAAGUCAGGUACCUACUUUUGGCCAGGAUCAGAUGUGGCUAUAAACGGCUCUUUUCCUUCCAAAUAUGUGCUUUAUAAGAAUAAUGUUCCAUAUGAAGAGAGAAUCUCUACGUUGUUGAAAUGGCUGGAUCUACCCAAAGCUGAAAGACCCACAUUUUACACCUUGUAUGUGGAACAGCCUGAUUCUGCAGGACACGAUGGUGGACCAGUCAGUGCCAAAGUUAUUCAAGCCUUGCAAGUUGUAGAUCAAGCAUUUGGAAUGUUGAUGGAAGGCCUAAAACAGCGGAACUUACAUAAUUGUGUCAAUCUUAUCCUUUUGGCUGAUCACGGAAUGGAGCAGACUUAUUGUGACAAGAUGGAAUAUAUGACAGAUUACUUUCCUCAAAUAAACUUCUUUUACAUGUAUGAAGGACCAGCACCUCGUAUCAGGUCUCGUAAUAUACCACAAGACUUCUAUACCUUUAACUCUGAAGAAAUUGUUAAGAACCUCAGUUGCCGAAGAUCUGAACAGCAUUUCAAACCGUAUUUGACUCCUGAUUUACCAAAACGACUGCACUAUGCCAACAAUGUCAGAAUUGACAAAGUUCAUCUUCUGGUGGACCGGCAGUGGCUAGCUGUGAGGAGUAAUGCAUAUACAUUUUGUGGCGGAGGCAAUCAUGGUUAUAACAAUGAAUUUAAGAGCAUGGAGGCUAUCUUUCUAGCACAUGGACCCAGUUUUAAAGAGAAGACUGAAGUGGAACCAUUUGAAAAUAUUGAAAUCUACAACUUAAUGUGUGAUCUUCUACACAUUCAACCAGCACCCAACAAUGGCACCCAUGGUAGUUUAAAUCAUCUUCUGAAGGUACCUUUUUAUACGCCAUCCUACCCAGAGGAAGUGUCCAAGGCUUCUGUCUGUGGCUUUCCUGAUCCAUUACCCUCAGAUUCUUCUGACUGCCAGUGCCCUAUACUAUCAAAUGAGACUUAUAGAAAGCCCAUAAAUGAAAGGCUAAAUCUCACCUCAGAUGAAAUAACAGCAACAGAGAAAGAAAAUAUGCCAUUUGGGAAGCCAAAGGUCAUACAGGAGAACAAGGAACACUGUCUUCUUUACCAAAGAGAAUAUGUGAGUGGAUUCGGAAAAGCCAUCAAGAUGCCCCUGUGGACCUCCUACACCAUCCGUAAGCCAGGAGACACAUCGCCUCUUCCUCCUGCUGCCCUAGACUGUCUGCGGCAUGAUGUCAGGGUCGCUCCUUCUGAGAGCCAAAAAUGUUCCUUCUAUUUACCAGACGUGAAUAUCACCCACGGCUUCCUCUAUCCUCCUGGAAACAAUAGAACUUCUGAAAGUCAGUAUGAUGCUUUAAUUACAAGUAAUUUUGUCCCUAUGUAUGAAGAAUUUGAAAAACUGUGGCAGUACUUUCACAGUGUUCUUCUCAUAAGACAUGCAGUAGAAAGAAAUGGAGUAAAUGUGAUUAGUGGACCAGUAUUUGAUUAUAAUUAUGAUGGACAUUUUGAUGCUCCAGAUGAAAUUAAAGAACAUGUCAUCAAUACCAGUGUUCCCAUCCCCACACACUUCUUUGUGGUGCUGACCAGCUGUCUAAACCGGAGCCACACCCCCAACGACUGCCCUGGGUCUCUGGAUGUCCUGCCUUUCAUCAUCCCGCACCGGCCGACCAACGUGGAGAGCUGCCCUGAAGGCAAGGAGGAAAGCUAUUGGAUUGAGGAAAGAUGGAAUGCACACAUGGCUCGCGUUCGUGACGUGGAACUUCUUACUGGACUUGAUUUCUAUCAGGAAACAGCACAGUCAGUCUCUGAGAUUUUGCAACUAAAGACUUAUUUACCUGUACUUGAAACCAUUAUUUAG